Messenger RNA from Oncorhynchus tshawytscha (Chinook salmon), 3779 nucleotides. Its product is annotated as glycoprotein-N-acetylgalactosamine 3-beta-galactosyltransferase 1. Bases 331 to 1341 code for a protein of 336 amino acids. Lineage: Eukaryota; Metazoa; Chordata; Actinopteri; Salmoniformes; Salmonidae. The record is from RefSeq and is a predicted model, not a curated record. Gene Ontology annotation, molecular function: N-acetylgalactosaminide beta-1,3-galactosyltransferase activity. Gene Ontology annotation, cellular component: membrane. The transcript is spliced from 4 exons.
CAUUCUUGUGAUUGCAGGUAAAUGGAUGAAAGCACGAUCCGUAUACCGUUCGUUCAAUAUCCGAAUUUAAACAACAAAUACGGAUACCAUUUGUAUCAGUGGAUAUGAUCAGACAUGGCAAAAUUAAGACAAACUGCUUGGUAACAUCCCAUGCAUGAGUAUAGGAGGUACCUGAUAAACCAUGAGUUCACCUGCCUAUAAAACUCACUCCCACCGCUAUGUGCUCUUACUCUUGUCAAUCCAUGCUUCUAUGCGUUAUCCACAAUCAGAGGAGAAUAUUUGUGUUAAACAUUUUUGUGUGAACAGGGUUUGGUCUGAAAGAGGGGAAUUAUGAUCACUCUUUCACUGGUACCCUUUGUGUCUGGGCUGUGUAUAGGAUUUCUGUCUAUUCAAUACUUUGUUUACUCAGACACCAGCACUGCAAAACCAGCUGUUUUCUCACUGGGUAACUCCAGUGGAGUUCAUAAUGACAAAAGGGUUCCAAGACACAUACACUCAGAUGAGGACAGGAGUGUUGCAGCCAGCCUGUCCCAAAAUGUACGAGUACUAUGUUGGAUCAUGACUGGGCCUAAGAACCUGGAGUCCAGAACCAAACACAUCCGGGCCACCUGGGGCAAACGAUGCAACAAAGUCCUCUACAUGAGCUCAGUGGAGACAGAAUUCCCCACGGUGGGGCUCAACGUAACUGAGGGACGAGACCAGCUCUACUGGAAGACCAUCAGAGCCUUCCAGUACAUCUACCAACACCACCGCAACGACUACGACUGGGUCCUCAAAGCCGACGAUGACACGUUCGUGGUCAUCGAGAACCUCCGACACACAUUGUCUAAACAGGACCCGGAGAAGCCUGUAUACUUUGGGAGAAGGUUCCGCCCGUUCGUCCAGCAGGGUUACAUGAGUGGUGGAGCCGGCUAUGUCCUCAGUAAAGAAGCCGUCAGAAGGUUCAUCAAGGGAUUCGACACUGGGAAAUGUUCCCACUUCUCCACCAUAGAAGACAUGGCUCUAGGGAAGUGUAUGGAGACUAUGGGUGUGGAGCCCGGGGACUCCAGAGAUGUGAAGGGAAGGCAGACGUUUCAUCCCUACCCACCACACAAGUACCUGGUCAAAGAGCCACCCAGAAAACUGCCCUGGUAUCUCUUAUACGACCACCACAAACCAAGAGAGGGCCCAGAAUGUUGUUCAGAUCACAUCGUAUCAUUUCACUACAUCUACCCUGUAGAGAUGUACACGCUGGAAUACUUCACCUAUCAUCUACGGCCCUAUGGAUACAAGUACAGGUACAACCCUGAUGCUGUAGCAGCUGAAAUUGAGAGUAACACCACCACACCUGUCUCUGCUUAACACAGAGAUAUCACAGACGGACUACUGCACUGAAGAAAGAACUUAUUAGUGUGUCAUGUUUAAAUGCCGAAACAACAGCCUGACAUUACCACUCUCUUUGGUAAGCUGAGCAAUGAGACUGAGGAAAUGGAACCACUCUCAAAUUCACUGACAUGGUAGUUUUAAACAUAUUUUGAAGCUAUACAAUGUUUGUUUGAAUAGACAACAAAUACAUGAACAAUAGAGUAAUAUAGUUUAUUUUUGUGACAGGGUGAGACUGUUGAACUAAGCUCAUAAGGCAUUUGCAUAUCAUUAUUCAAAUUUGCAUUGAGAAGCAAGGAAUCUUCCAGACUUUGCCUUUAACUGUAGGCUUGCACUAUCGACCACAACUGUUAAUCGUAUAAUCUGUGUAGGUCUUAUCUGUACAUAUGAUAUUUAUUGAAGGCUCUUAUGAUUCGGGCAUUCUAUAUUUUGUGUAUAUUUUAUUAUAUAUUUAUUCAAACAAACAGCUACGUUCAUUCUGUUUGAGUUUCACAUUUCCUUCUUUGCUUUUGUUGUAUAAUGUAAAUAUAUAUAUUUGACAAUUUACAGUAAAACAGGUUAACAUGAUAUUUUGUUCAAAAGAAAAUAGAAGUAUGUACUUAAUGUGUUCUAUAGAUUUCUGAAGGUCUAACGCAAUAUUACAUUCAGAUUGUUAGCUAAAGAUGUGUACUGAACUUAGUCAAGAUUUCAACAUAAAAUUAUAUUUCUAUUUCUUUUUUUAAAUAUUUCUAUGAGACUCCUGACCUGUGAGAAUGUGUUCAGUGUUUUUGGUUUGGAAGUUAAGGUGUCUUUUAAUGGACAAUUAUUUGAAGCAACACAAUGAGUAAAAACAAGGGUGUGUGAAAAUAUAAAAAAUAUAAAGAGGUUGAAUAUUUAUACAGUACAGGGGGUAGUUCACAGACUACAUAAAGAACACAAUAGAGAAAUAGAGUAUACAGGUCCUCUCUGGAGCAUCAGUGUAGCAGUGCUGUCGUUCACCUGAUCUUUGGUCAAACUGUAACUGAUAGAGAGGCUGUGUCCCGAUUCUCCACCCUUAUCCCAAAGUAUGCACUUACACACUCCACAUCCUUGGGAGAGUUGGGAUGCAGCCAUAGAUAGAUAGGAGCCCAUAUCCUCAGUGCAUCCCUCUGACAUCAACAUUGGGAAAUGUGCAGGCUUUGCACACGGCCCAACUCUCUUUCAACAAAGCACAACUGUCUGUUACGUGCGGACGCAGGUGCUCCUGCACCUGGCUUCCGACUCAAACUGAUUUCCGUUGCCCUGGCAACCUCCGUACCAGAACUGGGCACGGCCCAGGGUCCAACACGGCCCAGGGUCCAACACGGCCCAGGGUCCAACUGCUGUCUGCACCCCACCACUGGAACAGACAAGAGGUUUUUGUAAGACUUUAUAAAGUCUUCUACAUCAUUAUAACAAGUUAUAAAGCAUUACAUUUGUUUUAUGAAUGCUUAUAUUAUAUGACUUUCUAUUUUAACUGACUUACAGAGAGACAAAUGGGUUAAUACUAUCUGUUUGCUGAAGAUGUGACAACUGGUUUUGUAACAUUAUGAUGUAAUCUGAACAAGGAAACAGAUCCGAGCCUACCAUAGACAAAACAUUUAUAGUGGGUGUAUGGAAAUGUGUGAAGAAAUCCAUGCACAGAUAAGACAAGCUAGCUUGAUAAGCCACACAAAGACAAACAAUACACACAGACCCCUGCAAAAAACAAACAUUAGUUCAGUUCCACAUGCCAAUUUUCAAAAAGAAAAACAUUUGACCUUUUUAAAAAAGGACACUGGUAUUGAAAAGAAACAAGAGAUGUUGAAAAUAUGUGUCUGCAAACAGAUCUUCAGCAAAUGAAGGGUCUAUGCCAGGGUGUACGUUCUAGGAGUAGAAGCUAGAGGUAGGAGCUAGGGGGUAGGAGCUAGGGGUAGGAGCUAGAGGUAGGAGCUAGGGGUAGGAGCUAGAGGUAGGAGCUAGGGGUAGGAGCUAGGGGGUAGGAGUUAGGCGUAGGAGCCAGGGGUAGGAGCUAGGGGGUAGGAGCCAGAGUGUAGGAGAUAGGCGUAGGAGCCAGGGGUAGGGGCUAGGGAAGGGGUGGGCAAACUUUUUGGCUCGAGGGCCACAUUGGGAUUUUGCAAUUUAACGGAGGGACACAUUUUUUGGGGGACCAAUUGUUUGUUAAAAUCAAUUUGCGGGGACCUCCUGAGUGGCGCAGUGGUCUAAGGCACUGCAUCGAUCCCAGGCUGUAUCACAGUUGGCCAUGACUGGGAGAUGAGGCGGUGCACAAUUGGCCCAGCAUCCGGGUUAGGAUAGGGUUUGGCAGGCCGAGAUUUCCUUGUCCCAUCGCGCUCUAGCGACUCCUGUGGUGGGCCGGGCGCAUGCACGCUGACACCGUUGCCAGGUGUACGGUGUUUCUUCAGACACAUUGGUGUGGCUGG